GCGGCCUGCAGAAGCGGCCGAAGGAGGCGAGGACGGCGGCGGGCAUGGUGCGGCUCACAGAAGAAUUGAUUAGACAACGGGCAGAGCAUAACAACUGUGAACUGUUCUCUUUGGAAGAAGUUUCCCUGCAUCAACAGAACAUAGAGAAAAUUGAACAUCUCGACAAAUGGUGCCGAAAUUUAAAAAUUCUCUAUCUCCAAAACAACUUGAUCUCCAAAAUUGAAAACGUGAGCCGACUGAAAAAGCUUGAGUAUUUAAAUCUGGCUUUAAACAACAUUGAAAAAUUUGAAAAUUUGGAAGGUUGUGAAGAUCUGCAGAAGCUGGACCUGACGGCCAAUUUCAUUGGAGAAUUGUCUAGUGUCAAAAUACUGAAAAAUAAUAUACAUCUUGAAGAGCUCUACCUUGUAGGAAAUCCAUGCACUGAUUUUGAAGGCUAUAGGCAGUUUGUGGUUGCUACCCUACAACAACUCAGAUUUUUGGAUUGCAAAGAGAUAACACGGUCAGAAAGGAUCCAGGCUUUACAGAACUACCCUGCGCUAGAAAGAAAAAUCCACAAGCAGGAACAAAACUAUCUCCUGAAAAGAGAAGAAGAAAAAAAAGAGGCAGGAAGACGGAUGCUAGAAAAGCAGAAGGAAAGGAAGGAGAAGAAGAAGAAAGGACAGCAUCCGGGGUUUGAUAAACAAUCACACGCAGAUAUCAAGACGCCCACCUACUACUCUGUAGAAGGAGCAGAGAACCACCGAAAUUCUGAAGAAGGAGAUGAAUUUCGUAAAUUAAUACUUGAGGACGACGAUGAAGACCGUGACUUUUGGGAUGAACCUGUGCCUCAUACCCCAGAGGCUAGGUUAGAAAUUCACCAGUAUCUUGAAGAGAAAAGGAAAGAAAGAGAAAAUAAAGAACAAGGAAACGAAGAGAAACCUCUGAGGACUUUGAUCACCCCAGAAGGAAGAGUUUUAAACGUAAAUGAAGCCAAGCUUCUUUUCUCCUUGGAAGAAGACGAUGAAAAAAACCGGUUCAUUUUGGAUCUUGCUGUUUACAGACAUUUGGACAUCUCCUUCCUUAAUGUUGAUGUGCAGCCUACUUAUGUCCGGGUAACGGUCAAAGGAAAGGCAUUUCAACUUGUGCUACCUGAAGAAGUAAAGCCAGAUAGCAGCAUUGCUGAAAGAUCUCAGACUACUGGACAUUUGGUUAUCAGCAUGCCAAAG
Messenger RNA from Protobothrops mucrosquamatus (brown spotted pit viper), 1205 nucleotides. It is a transcript of the gene DNAAF11, whose product is annotated as leucine rich repeat containing 6. Gene Ontology annotation, molecular function: protein binding. NCBI's taxonomy places the organism in Eukaryota, Metazoa, Chordata, Lepidosauria, Squamata, Viperidae. The transcript has 10 exons. Gene Ontology annotation, cellular component: cytoplasm. The record is from RefSeq and is a predicted model, not a curated record. The annotation marks the transcript as partial. Gene Ontology annotation, biological process: outer dynein arm assembly.